UGGAACUGCUCGCUGAUCAACCCGAAUACCAUGGAAGUGUUCGGCGACAUGAUCUUAAGGCAUGGUACUCGAGAAGCUGCAUUUGUACAUGCGAUUUCAUCAGCUGGUAUUGCCUACCGUAUUACAAAGGAUUGCUCAAAAGGGCUGAUUGAUAAGUGCGGAUGUGAUCUGAGUGCCUUGAAACGAACGGAGCAGUACAAUUGGAAUGGAUGCUCGGAUAAUGUUCGCUAUGGUGUAGCUGUUUCACGAGCUUUUGCUGAUGCCGCCGAAAAGGGAAAAAAUCAGACAGUGGAGAGGAGAAUCAUGAACUUGCACAAUAAUAAUGCUGGAAGACAAGUUUAUUUGGAAGCAUCUCCGGAUUACUGUGAGUCGGAUCCGGAGCGUGGUAUUCUCGGCACACAUGGUCGCCACUGUAAUAUCUCUUCGCAUGGUAUCGAUGGUUGCGAUUUGCUGUGUUGUUAUCGUGGAUUCGAUACGCGGGUACGUAAAGUGAUCGAUCGGUGUAACUGUAAAUUUCACUACUGCUGCCAGGUGAUCUGCCAGCCGUGUGAAAAAAUUAUUGAGGAUCAUAUAUGCAAGUAA
Messenger RNA from Gongylonema pulchrum, 582 nucleotides. NCBI's taxonomy places the organism in Eukaryota, Metazoa, Nematoda, Chromadorea, Rhabditida, Gongylonematidae. The record is from the annotation of a GenBank genome assembly.